This is a messenger RNA of Corticium candelabrum, 4454 nucleotides long. Its product is annotated as cleavage and polyadenylation specificity factor subunit 1-like. NCBI's taxonomy places the organism in Eukaryota, Metazoa, Porifera, Homoscleromorpha, Homosclerophorida, Plakinidae. Gene Ontology annotation, molecular function: nucleic acid binding; protein binding. The transcript has 41 exons. The coding region runs from base 4 to 4347 and encodes 1447 amino acids. The record is from RefSeq and is a predicted model, not a curated record. Gene Ontology annotation, cellular component: mRNA cleavage and polyadenylation specificity factor complex; nucleus.
GGUAUGUACGCUCUGGUUCGUCAGUCUCAUCCUCCUACGGGAGUGGAGCACUGCCUGAGCUGUAAAUUCGUGUCGAGCAACGAAGAAAGCCUCAUAGUUGCAGGGCAGUCGUUUCUCAGCGCCUACAGACUGAGAUGUGUAGAUGUGGUGAAAAAUUCAAAGGCAGGUGCAUUUUCAGAGAGGAAGAAGAAACUGCAGCUGAUCGUUGAGCAUCAGCUGUAUGGCAGACUGCAGAGUAUUCAAAGUGUCAGGCUUCCUCACGACAGUCUGGAUUCUCUUUUGUUAGCAUUUAGUGAUGCCAAGCUGUCAAUAGUUCAGUUUGACCCUGAGACACAUGAUCUUAAAACAGUCAGUUUGCACUACUUUGAAGAGGACAUUUACCAGGAGGGUGCUCAGAUGGUUUCUAAUCCGACAGUGAGAGUUGAUCCAGAGAAUCGUUGUGCUGCAAUGUUGGUGUACGAUAGCCAUCUCGUUAUCAUUCCAUUUGGCCAAGAUCAUGUGUUUGAUGAGCAUGAAGCAUUUAUGCCAACUGAUGGUCAGAAGUCUGAUAGCUCUUUCUAUAUGAUUGAGUUGUGUAGACUUGAUAGUCAGCUGAACAAUGUCAUCGAUAUUCAGUUUUUGCAUGGUUACUAUGAGCCGACACUUCUCAUCUUGUAUGAGCCAAUACAAACAUGGCCAGGACGUGUUGCUGCCAGACAAGAUACAUGUUCGAUAGUAGCCAUAUCACUGAAUUUGGUCAGUCAAGUCCAUCCAGUCAUAUGGACUCUAAGCCACUUACCCUUCGACUGCCGACAGGCAAUGGCAGUUCCCAAACCAAUCGGUGGUGUGGUUGUGCUGGCAACAAACUCGUUAUUAUAUUUGAAUCAGAGUGUUCCCCCGUAUGCCGUGUCUCUUAACUCUAUCACAGAUACAAGCACAUCGUUCUCUCUGAAACCACAGCCUGGUGUUUGUAUCUCCCUCGAUUGUGCUCGAGCAACGUUUGUGUCAAAUGAUCGUCUUGUGUUGUCUCUCAAGGGCGGAGAGAUUUACGUUGUAACUCUCAUCGUGGACAGCAUGCGAUGUGUGCGAGGUUUCAAUUUUGAUAAGGCAGCAGGAAGUGUCAUCACAACUUCGAUAUGUGUUACUGGGGAUGGCUACUUGUUUCUAGGGUCUCGUUUGGGAAACUCGAUUCUUUUGAAAUACACAGAGAAAACAGAAGAUCACGCCAACCCACCAAAUAAUGAAGAAGAUGAGGACACUCAACCAGACACCAAGAGAAGUCGUUUGGAUUCUGUUUCAGAGGAGCCGUCUGCAAUGUUGUUGGAUGAUAUGGACGAGCUGGAAGUAUAUGGCACUGAAUCGCAGGCAGGAACUGAAUUGGCAUCGUAUUCAUUUGAGGUGUGUGACAGUAUUGUGAAUAUUGCACCAGUUGCCAGAAUGGUGCUAGGAGAACCAACCUUCUUAUCGGAAGAGUUUGCAUCAGCCAAUCAGCUGGAUCUUGAGUUAGUUGGUUGCUCGGGAUUUGGAAAGAAUGGUGCCUUGUCGGUUCUACAACGGAGCAUCAGACCACAAGUAGUGACCACAUUUGAACUACCCGGCUGUACAGACAUGUGGACAGUCACCUCCCCAAGACAACCUUCAGAUGAAGAAGAAGAGGAGGAGGACAGACAGGACGAGUCUUUGUAUCCUGCUUAUCACUCGUUUCUAAUUCUUUCAAGGGAAAGCAACUCGAUGGUUUUACAUACAGCACAAGACAUCAACGAGCUUGAUCACUCUGGAUUUAACACAAAGGCUCCGACUGUGUUUGCAGGCAACAUGUCAGAUAACAAAUACAUUGUACAGGUGUGUCCUCAGAGUAUUCAUCUUCUCGAAGGAGAUAAGUGUCUUGAGAGUUUAGACAUUAAAGAUUUCACUAUUAUCAGCUGUUCCCUUGCUGAUCCAUAUGCUGUCUUACUUUGUUCUGAUGGCUCGUUGUCUCUGUUGACUCUCAAAGAGUUGGAUGGCUCAAACGACGAUUCAAGAGAUAGAGAUGAUUCUAAGUCAACGAGGCUGCAGUUGAGGGAGCAUGUGCUUUUACCUGAACCUCGCAUUAUUGCUUGUUCUGCGUACAAAGACGUAAGUGGCAUGUUUCGAAUUGGCCAGGAAGUGCAGUCCCCCGGACUGAAGGCCGGUACACCUCCUGUUGUGCCUGUUAAAGCAUCAACCCCAGUACGAGUGCAGCCUCUUCUAGCAAGUGCUUUAACUAUUGAUGAUGAAGAUGAGUUGCUAUAUGGAGAUGCGUCUGCUGAUGUCUUUUUCUCCAAUGCUGUGAAAUCUCCUUCUAAGCAAGAGCUGCCAAGCUUUCCAAGUAAAACCCAGACGUCAGAAACUGAUGUUUCUGUAACAUCGACGUAUUGGUGUGCUAUGUGUAGAGAGAGUGGCACACUAGAGAUCUAUCAACUACCGGAGUUCCAGCUGGCUAUGCGAAUUUUAGACUUUUCUGCUGGGUCGCAGCUGCUCAAAGAUUGCUGUCAAGCUGACCAAGAUGGAGAUGCAGCACAAGCAGGAAUGUUGCCAGUUCAUGAGAUUUUGCUUGUAGGAAUGGGUCCGCAGUGUAACCAGCCGUACUUGAUCAGCCGUGUUGACCAAGACCUUCUCAUCUAUGAGGCUUUCAGGUCUUCUUUCUCGCCGGUGCAUGAUCAUCUUGGAAUUUGUUUUAAAAAGGUUGAGCAUCAUCUUCUGCUGAGACAGAAGGUUGCGAGAACAGGUGUACGUCUCACUGAUCAGGAGGGUGGAGUUGCUGGGCUUGAUCGUGAUCAGUUGACUACAACCAGAGUGUCACAACUGCGUGUGUUUCUUGACGUCUCUGGCUACUGUGGGGUGUUUGUGUGUGGCCAUUAUCCACACUGGUUAUUCAUGACUGAGCGUGGAUGUCUAAGAGCUCAUCCCAUGAAUAUUGACGGUCCAAUCACGUCAUUUGCUCCAUUCAAUAAUGUUAACUGUGCUGAGGGAUUUCUGUACUUGAACAAAACUGAGGAGUUACGGAUAUGUGUUUUACCAACUCAAAUGUUGUAUGACAGCACAUGGCCAGUACGGAAAGUUCCUCUACGUGCAACUCCUCACUCUGUUUCCUUUCAUCCUGAAUCAAAGACAUAUGCUGUUGUUGCGAGUGUUCCUGUUAUGAGCAAAGCAGCUCCGAGGCUGAACAAUGAUGAUCUUGAAGAGUUAGAAACAAUUGAACAAGAUGAAAGGUUUAUCUAUCCCACAUUAGACAAAUUUAGUUUACAGCUUUACUCACCUGUCAAUUGGGAAAUAAUUCCCAACACGAGGUAUGAUUUCAAUGAUUGGGAACGUCUCACUACUUUGAAGACUGUUCGCUUACGAAGUGAACAAACUAUAUCUCGGCGUAAGAGUUUUAUUGCCAUAGCGACAACGUUUGCUUUUGGAGAAGAAGUUUCAGCUCGUGGCAGAAUACUGUUGUUUGAUGUCAUUGAUGUCGUACCAGAACCCGGCAAACCAUUGACACGUUACAAACUGAAGCUACUUUGCAAGAAAGAUCAGAGAGGCCCAGUUACAACUCUAGAACAGGUGGAUGGAUUGCUUCUUACGGCUGUUGGACAGAAGGUGUAUGUGUGGGAUUUCAAAAAUGGGAAAGAUCUGGUUGGAAUUGCUUUCAUUGACACACAACUGUACAUCCACACGGCUGUAUCUCUCAAGAACUUCAUCUUGGUUGGAGAUAUCAUGAAGAGUGUGUCAUUGUUAAGAUACCAAGAGGAGCACAAGGCAAUAUCACUUAUCAGCAGGGAUGUUUUCCCGCUUGAAGUAUUUACAGCUGAGUAUGUGGUUGACAACAAACAAAUAGGAUUUCUAGUAUCAGACUCAGAUAGGAACUUAAUCUUAUAUCAUUACCAGCCAGAAGCUCUUGAGAGUUGUGGAGGUCAGCGUUUGCUGAGGAGAGCAGACAUUAACGUUGGGUGUUUGGUCAACGCGAUGUUUCGCACUCCUUGUAAGACAUCUGGUGCUGCAGUGAGUUUAGGAUCCAGCAGUGACAAGAGACAUGUCACAUGGUUUGCCACUUUGGAUGGAGCUAUUAGUUUUCUUAUUCCUGUACCUGAGAAGACAUAUCGUCGCUUGUUGAUGCUGCAGAACAAGAUGAUUAUAAAUCUUCCUCACACAGCAGGACUUAAUCCAAAGUCAUUCAGGAUGUUUAAAUCUCGGCAACGUGGACUGAACAAUCCUCAUAGGAACAUACUAGAUGGUGAUCUACUGUGGCGAUAUGCUAGUUUGGGUCAUAAAGAGCGAGUGGAGCUUGCUAGACAGAUAGGGACAACUCAAGGCCAGAUCUUACAAGACCUUACAGACGUGGAGAAGGCAUCAUCGCUGUUUUGACUUAUAAAUUGACUUGCAAGAGUUAGGCUUGUCAUAGACAUUUUUCUUGCUAUGUUUCUCUGUAUUUGAGCUUAACAGGAAUAAAACAGUUUGUCUACAUUACAGAA